AUGCUAACCGGAGACCGAUGCUUACCAGGGACUGAUGCUGGCGAGCGGGCGGAUUGUGGAGCCGUCUGCCAGAAACGCUGCUCACACGAUCCACAUUUGGAUCCAGGAACCAGCCUGACCUUCUGGGACCCCUUCAGACAAGAUUUCCUCACCGUAGCGCGAACCCUAACCCCAUCAUUGCCGUUACCCGCUGCUCGCCAGUCUCUUUUUGGGACGGACAAAGCAGCAGAGUGCAAGGGGAAAGAACCGCUGUGGUGGCCCCUGGAACUGCUGCAGCACUUGACCCGGGUCCCCUGCAGCGGAACGCCCAGCUGUGCGCAUGGAUCAGCGGUGACAGCGAGCGCGUUGUUCUCCGGAGGAAUGUAA
Molecule: messenger RNA, 366 nt
Organism: Knipowitschia caucasica
Lineage: Eukaryota; Metazoa; Chordata; Actinopteri; Gobiiformes; Gobiidae
Source: the annotation of a GenBank genome assembly